Phalacrocorax carbo (great cormorant) is the source of this 1980-nucleotide messenger RNA. Lineage: Eukaryota; Metazoa; Chordata; Aves; Suliformes; Phalacrocoracidae. The record is from RefSeq and is a predicted model, not a curated record.
GAAGCAGCACGGGUGCGGAAGCCGGCAGCCUUGCGUAGUGGGCUGUGUGCAGAGGCUGUUCGCACGCACCCGCCAUGGCCGUGCCCAGCGCCUUCUUCACACCCAUUAUCCUCUUCCUCUGCCGGCUGGGACCCUACCUUGCUGCUGCUCACAGCCCCCCAGGGGUGGAGUGUGUCCUUUUCAAUGAGGAGUACAUGACCUGCACGUGGGGGAGCAGAGAGACGCUCACAACCAACUACUCCCUCUACUACUGGUAUGAGAACAGGUCCCCCGUGGUGGAGUGCAGGCACUACCUCCAGGACCAGGGCAUCAGCAUCGGCUGCCACUUCAACCAGAGCGAGAUCAUCCAGUUCCAGCCUUUCCAUGUCCUCAUCAAUGCCAGCCUUGGUGGCAAGACCGUGGAGAUCCGCAGUGAGCGCAUGGAGCUGCAGGACCUGGUGAAACCAGAGGCUCCUGUCAACCUGACCAUCCGCAACGUGAGCAGCAACCAGCUGCAGCUGACCUGGACCUCUCCAUACCCCAAAUCCCAGUGCCUGGAGCAUGCUGUCAAGUACAAGAGCAACAAGGACACCAGCUGGACGGAGCACCAGGUGAAAGGAGAUGUCUUCUCCUUCCCCAGCGUGGACUAUGAAAAGUAUUACACCUUCUACGUACGCAGCAAGAUCAACAGCUACUGUGGAAGCACCCAGCUCUGGAGCGAGUGGAGUGUCCCUGUGGUCUGGGGCAGCAAGAACACAACGGAGGAGCAGCUGCAGCACUGGUUCUGGAUCCACACGGUCUUGAUCCCCGUUGCCUCCUGCCUGCUCUUGCUGGUCCUUAUUGUCCUGCUGGUGCGCAUGGAAAGGGUGUGGGUCAUCCUCAUGCCCCGAAUCCCCAAUCCCAGCAAGAACUUCGAUGAGCUCUUCAUCACCCACAAUGGUAACUUCCAGGAAUGGGCCGGAGUCCCCAAAGAUGUUGUGGAGAGCUUCAAGCCCAACUACAGUGAGAACAUCUGCUACGUGAGCGAGCUACCCCCCAAGGACAGCUAUGAGCCCCUCUGGGAGAACAGCAACCACCCACCACCUGUGACAGCUGGGACCCUGGCCGCCCCCCGUGAGCACAGCCCAUACAAGAACAGCUAUGUGGGAGUGUGAUGCGCUCAUGCACUCCUGCACACUGCAUGCUCCGCACCUCCACUACCCAAAACCUCACUGCCCCCCAGGCCUUGCUUCCCACUCCCACCCUGCCUCAAUCAAAUGCCCAAAGACCCUCAGCUCUGCUCCCUGCCACGACCACCCUCAGUCCCCCAUGACAUGGCGGCUGUACUGCAGGGUGCUGGGUGAGCAUGGUGUGCUGGGUACACUGGGCAGUGCAAUGGGUGCACCGGGCAGUGCAAUGGGUGCACUGCACGGUGCACGGGGUGCAGCACAUACACCCCGAGUGCACUAUUUGUUGCACUGUGCGCUCCGUGUGCAUUGAGUGCAACGGGUGCUGCUCUGGGUCUGUUGGACCAUCCUGGGUGCACUGCACAGUGUGCCAGCACCUGCCCUGUCCUUGGGGUGUCCAGAAGGGCAGGGUGACAUCCGACCACAAGUCCUGCCACAUGCAGGGUCCUUCGCAGGGUUGCUGUGGUGGAGCAGAGCCGUGGGAGGGCUGACGAGCUCCCACACCGCUCUCCUGUGGGCCCCCGCACUGGGUGUGCAUUGGAGCUGCUGGGGACUUGUCCAUCCUCCCUCCCUACUGCAACAUGCCCACAAUCACACCCAGGGACAUGUCCUGGCAAGGGGGCAUCUGCGGCUGAGCGGGCAGGAGCCACCUGACUGACAGGGGCUCUGGGGCUGAGGCGUGCCAAGGGCCAGAGGGGCCAAGCCACCGUGUCACCCCCAGCCCUGGGGGCUGCUGCCUCCAGAGCACCGAGCAAGCCCAGCUGUCCCCCCAGGGCUUCACCCCUCCUUCGCCUGCACCCCGGGUUUCCUGCUGCAAUAAAGCUCUGCUGCACUG